AUGGCGAAGAAACCGUGGGGUACUAUUACACAUCCGAAAGAACGCAAUCCGGAAUUUCUCAUGGGAUACCAAAAAUUAUCCGAUAGGAAAAUUAACCAGAUGGUCGAUCGCCUGUACAUACCAGACUGGACAAGUCGAAAUGAACAGAAAAAAGCGCCCAUUGACAGAAGAACCAAGGUGGAAGUACACGAGAUGGAAGAUGAAGACAUUGAGAAAAUGGUAGAAAGAUUAACCAAAGAUGGAGAGAAGAAAGCUACGGAUCGCAAUCGAACUGGAGCCAUGAAAGAGCAAGGUGUUGUGAAUACUUAUGCGUGGAAAGGAUGGAAUUAGUGUAUAGAAGAAUCGUGCUAUUCGAAGCCUAGACGGAAAGGAGGAAUUCAAUGUUUUCAUCUGAUUGCGACAGUUUGACGCGAAAUUUCGGGGCUUCUCGGUUACGUCUCACGGCACUGAGGAUGAAUAUUCGAGGCCGCCAUAUGAGACAUUUCACCACCGUGAUAUAUUCCUAUCCUGAUGCGAAAACAUUGUUGAAUUUGCGACAAACGAUCGAAGAAUUCAGCACACUGAUAAUUUAAAGUUGCAGUACGAAACUUUUUUCCUUCAGGUUCAAGGGAUGGGAGAUUUUCACCGCAACGCUCUUGCUCAUUAGUGACUGGGAAUCUACCGUGCUUGUUAGUGACUGGGAGUCUACCGUGAAAAAACGUCCUGGAAAUGUCACUGAAACAGAUGUUAUUGGUAUUAGUCUCGGAAAGAAUUUUUUCUCUGUAAUAUCAUUGCACUAAAGGAAUUAUUUCAAUGAAAGUAGAAACGACCACAAGAUAGAUAGUAUUUAAAACUUUUUUGGUUUAGCUGUGAGUUUGCAAUUAGCAAGGCAAUUAGGUUUAAUACGAGAUAAUGUCACAGGGUUGAACAAAUGUUACUCGUGGAUGAAAGUUACAUUAUUAUAAAUUAUACGAAAAAGUGAAAACAAUACAAAGCAAUUUUGACCUUAUCUUUUUACAGUUUGUUUAUUUUCCUAAGUGCCUCGCAGAAGGACUAACGACAUCUCAAUUUACAUGCACGUAGUAAUGAGAUUAACCAUUUAAAAUAAUAAUUGGCAAUUUUCGGAGACGUUUAUAUUUCGGCUAAAUUUCGGUUAAAUCUUUCUUUGUUUUUUCUAUAAUUACGGUAAUGAACUGUUUAUUACUGAUGAGAGAAACAAGAAUUAAGUGUUGAUAAGGGUCAGCCAGUUACGUUUCGAUUCGAGGGGGCAGAGUAAUGUUUGACAUCCAAUUACUGACCUGUCUGACGGUAACCCAGCAAAAAAAGCAAAACAUUGUAAUAACUGCGACUAGCGACCUUAUCCUUUGUUCAGCUUUAAUCAAAACUUACCGAGUAAACAGUAGGUACUUUGAUAUAACCGAGGAUCGCAGUUUGUGAGGUUCUUUUCAUGAAAUGAGGAUUAAAAUAUGACUGAUGGUAUCGGAGGCAAAAUUCGGUGAAUCUUGUCUCAGAUUUGUGAACAAAAUAUUAAUUGACAGAUUUGUCGCAAUUAACAGAAAUUUACACAUGCGAUAUAUGAUUCUGUAAAUAAUCUGAACGAAAGAAAAAAAACAAACGAUUUUGCUCGGUAUCAUGGCCCAAUUUGGAUAGGAAUGUCUCUAAACUCUAGCCAAUUCAACUAAAAAAUACCUGCAAUAAAAAUUUUCAGCGCAUUUCGCCAACUAAUAUUCCAUUUUAAAGAAUUUUCCUCAAAAAGACUGAAAAACCAAAUAAAUAAAUAUACAAGUUGGCUGCCCUGUACAUUCCAAUUCGGACAAUUUGUGGCAGACCGAGGCCGACUGCGCUGUAAACUUUAUUUCAUCUUAUAUAGUUUUGGUUUUUCCGAGUUCAGAUCAAAAGCAUAACUCUACCCUGAGACAAAGCUGCCCCAGAAGCCCAACACGAUGUAGCUGAACUAAUUAAUUAGCAAAGGGGGCAGUAUCUUUUUUGAGAAGUCAAGUUUGCUUUCUUUGGCUGGGUCGCCGACGCCACGAACGUUUUUCAUCCAGGUUAUCAAGUACAAGUGAGCGGAGUCUUAUCUCCUACUUUCUUUUUUAACAAGAUCGAAGGAGACACUAUUCAUAGGGUCACUCUAUCAAGUAUCUCUCCUAUAAUUAAAAAUAGAUCAGCAUCUUAUAUUUUUCUGCGUUUUCAUUCGCUACCGCAUCCCAACAACCAAUCAUUAGCGUUAAUUGCGGUUAACCCUUUGACUCCCAGGAUUCAAAAGCUCCCAACUUCUCAUAACAAAAUCAAGUUACUAUCCAGCAAAUUGGUGAUGAGAAUAUGCAAACUUGUCAACAAGUGGGUGUACUCUUGAUAAAAAUCCGAAUUCUCCUAACUACUGUACAAGGAACUGUGUAGCACCUGGAGGGGAGAAUUAAUGAUAAGAUAAGCUAGGCUUUUAAGAGUUGAACACCUGCAACCGAUUGGACACUUUGCGUCCAUCAUCGAAACCUUCUUCACCUGCACUACGAAAAAAUCAUGGCGUUUGAAUGCGGGUUUUGCAUGCCAGCUCAAGACUCUGUUUACUUUCAGAUAGAAAAUUUACACAGAAGACUUGACCAAACAAACGACUUGCUACAUUAUCACCAUAGAAAUCGAGACAGCGAACUCCGACAACGGGAUAAACUUGCGACCAAGCUUAAAUUAAUGGAAGAACGUGUACGAAACAACGUUUACAAAUACAGCCAAGAUUCUUCGAAAACAAAGAGAACGAGACGAGAAAAAUCAUCGAGAGGAGACAAUCUCCGUUCUUUUGCAAAGUGGAGGAAACAGCUGCAGAUUGUCCUCGACGCCCUGGAUGACGCCAUGGAAUACCUUCACGGCGUUAAUACCAGACGCGCUCGUCGGGCAAUCGUUGAAUUACUGGAGCUUAAAGAUGAUAUAACUGCAAGUUUGAUUGAAACCUCUUAUCUAAUGUCGUCGGAUGAAGAAACAAAAACUUAUCGAGGCGACCGUGAUCUUCGAUCUUCAAAGAGAAGCUUAGAAGCGAUUGUAAAUGAGGCAGAACAUAUAAGACGCGUCUCGCACAACUUAUCAGCGGAAAUGAAGAAUGAACUACAGGGAUUGAAGAGCGAAUGUGUCGCCAUGGCUAAGGACUUGGUAGCACUGAAUAGGAUCUUAGAAGAACAAAAACGAGCGUUAAUUGAAUAA
Pocillopora meandrina is the source of this 3171-nucleotide messenger RNA. NCBI's taxonomy places the organism in Eukaryota, Metazoa, Cnidaria, Anthozoa, Scleractinia, Pocilloporidae. The record is from the annotation of a GenBank genome assembly.